GAGGCUACUCUUCACUGACAACAUGGCGACGGCCAUGAGGAGGUUGCAAUUUAUGCAGAGGUCGUUCAUCGUUCAUCAUAUACGUCAUAACAGUGUUGCCUCCGCCUACCUUGCACCAGAUUCUCCUGAAAAGCAGGAGUCCUUAUACCCUCCAAUAAAACCAAAAUAUCCUCCAGGACAACAAUGGGGCAGCAUGACACCAGACUAUGCGUGGCUGUGGCACAGAAGGAAAGAAGAGAGCAUUGCGAUUGGCGAUGUCAGAGAGAGAACGAAGGCACUUUGCGAGAAAGAAAUGAACCAGCUUGUAUACAAAGUGAGAGACUUCUAUCCUCGGUCAUUAGCGUAUCACAAAUAUGUAACCAAAACUCGUGUGGUUGAUGGUAUACCGAAUGUUUACCAACGUUUCAUCGACGCUGCGAAGGUGGAUGCUCUUGUUGCCCGCCUGACACCAAUUGUGUCAGACAUCAUCCUCAUGGAGACAGAUCAGCUGGAGCGAAAGAAGUAUUUGCAAGAAGGAUUUUUUAACUACUGCACGAAACAAGCAUGCUUGCUAGUUCGCAACAUCCUUGGUACACUCGUAACAGAGAUGGCCGCAGAGUUUCCACAUUUGCAGACUGCUCAAUAUGAUGAAAACGUAACGAUCGCAGCCUUUUGGGAUCGGCAUGGGUUUCAGCGCAAGAGUCAAGUAAAACACCCCAAGCGCACAACUAUGCAGGAGGUUAACGACAAGCGGAUAUCUUCGUCCAGAGGCAUACUUGACUUUAUUCUCCGGUCUUCAAAGCCUCUUCCAGUGUUUGUUGAACGGGAUGAUGCCCUGUGUAAAGGAAGCAUCCCUCAGUUACAACCAGCAGCUCCAAUGGCGUAUGGACAGAAAGAGGAGAAAAAGGCUAAGCGCAGCGUUAUUGCAGGUCAUGUUUAUGGUGACCCUUGUGAGUUUGGACUACUGUCCAUCAAUGAGACACUGUGGUCAAGAAAGCUUACUAAAGCGUAUGGAGAGCAGCAUGCAAAGGACAACCGCUUGUGUCAAGGCAUUGGAUCAUCCUUUGUCUGGCUUGUGGCUCAGGCCUACAAUCAGGGUUUUAAUACCGUCAUUGAUCUCACCUACCCACUAAGCACUCAGACAGUUCUAACAGAUGGCAAGACGUGGCAGUUCCUGUUCUAUCAACUCAACACCCUUGCACUGUGGUUGGAUGAUGAGGCCAACAGUCGUGUCAACAUCUGUUGGAGGGAUGAAGAAAAGGACCUCUUUGUGGGCAUAGAAAAUGGAAAAGUUGUAGGCUUCAAUCCAGACAUUUUGCGUCAGUUGAUAAUGUGUCUUGCAUUAGCACCAGCUGAUCGACCAUACAGCCUGCAACCUACAUUGCCACAGAAUACAGAUGACCCAAAAGACAAGACAGACUUUAUUCCUCCAAAACCAGUGAAGGUAGAGGUGGUGAAGGAAAUUAAAUAUGUAGUGUAAAGGUAGGUCAGAAGUCAACAUUCAUGGAGAGGUU
Molecule: messenger RNA, 1493 nt
Organism: Pomacea canaliculata
Lineage: Eukaryota; Metazoa; Mollusca; Gastropoda; Architaenioglossa; Ampullariidae
Product: 28S ribosomal protein S30, mitochondrial-like
Exons: 4
Coding region: 23-1459 (478 amino acids)
Biological process (GO): translation
Cellular component (GO): mitochondrion; mitochondrial large ribosomal subunit; ribosome
Molecular function (GO): structural constituent of ribosome
Source: RefSeq, a predicted model, not a curated record